AUGUCCCAUUAUUUCCGCAGCGAAGCGGAGCAAGCAACAGAACCAGACCCUCGGCAAAUAGGGACGGACACGCUUCUGAUAAUACUAAGGCUCUUCAAGGAAAUCAAAAGACGCCGUUCGCCGGUGGAUCCCUCCGUUGCUUAUCACACACGACAAGUCAGAGGAAUUACACUUAAAGUUCGUCUUGCUCGAGUUAAGAGAUUAUCCUGGAGGACUUGGUACAGACGGUGGAUUUCUGGGCAACUUUCCUGGUUGAUAAUCCCAGAAGAUGAGCAUUUUACUAUUAUUCAGAAUAUAUUCCAGGCGAUUAAACGGGUGGUCUCCGGUAACAACAACCCUAUUAUAGUCAAAAUACAUGACGUCACCACCGUGAACUUGGAUGAUGAUGAUAUUGAUCCUAUCCUCCUUGACCGGGUUAUAACUGAAUCUUUGGAGACGUACAGGUCCAAGUUGAUUCCUGCAGCUAAACAUUCAAUCGAUGAUUUGAAGAAAGGGAGACUGCUGGUUGACAGUUCCGAAUUGGAAGCUGUUGUGACAAGGACGCCAUCGUGUGCUAUCUGCCUCGAUAACUUUGAUCGUCAUGAACCGAUGAUGAUGAUGAGGGUUACUCGCCUGCCCUGCUCACACUCUUAUCAUCAAGACUGCAUAAUCCACUGGCUCGAGAUCAACCAUGUUUGUCCCCUGUGCCGAUACCCUAUGCCAACCACAGACAAUUGGCCGAGCCGAUGA
Fragaria vesca subsp. vesca is the source of this 729-nucleotide messenger RNA. Its product is annotated as E3 ubiquitin-protein ligase RING1-like. Gene Ontology annotation, cellular component: cytoplasm. NCBI's taxonomy places the organism in Eukaryota, Viridiplantae, Streptophyta, Magnoliopsida, Rosales, Rosaceae. Bases 1 to 729 code for a protein of 242 amino acids. Gene Ontology annotation, biological process: protein ubiquitination. The record is from RefSeq and is a predicted model, not a curated record. Gene Ontology annotation, molecular function: ubiquitin protein ligase activity. The transcript has a single exon.